AUGAUCAGAGAUAGCAAGGAGAUGGCUCCUCUCAUGGGCAGCAAGAAAGCAAAUCCGCCGGGGACCCCGCCGACAGCUCCCCAAGAGAAGAAAAGGUAAGGAGCAGCAUCAGGCAAACUGCUGCAAAGACAGCUAAUGGGCAUCUUUGAUAUUUGUGUUGUUUGAGAUUUUCAGAAACAUAAUGGGCAUCUGUUUGGCCCCUGUGAGAACAGGAUGCUGGACUAGAUGGGCCACUGGCCUGAUCCAGCAGGCUGCUCUUAUGAAAAAGGCAAGUCACGCUCUCUUCUCAAGCAGCAGGUCGCCUUUGUAAAUUUGCACCCAAGCUUGCGCAGAUCUAGGCUCCAUCACUAGGAACAGAACUUCCCAAACUUUUCAUGUUGGUGACACACUCUAUAGACCUGCGUCAUUUCGUGACACAGUAAUUCAGUUUUACUAGCAAACCGGAGGUUGAACUAACCCCCUUCCAGCCCUGGGAGGAGCGUGGGGAGCAUUCACACCUCCACACAGCAGCCGACACACUAACGUGUCGCAACACACAGUUUGGAAAGCUCUGAUUGGAAAUCUCACAAGAUGAAUUGGCAACGCAUUUCCAAGGACCGGUGUAAUUUUUAGAGUUGAAGUUACACAACCUUAUAGUCCCCUUGGGGGACUCUUGCUAUAUCACACCCCAUUCCAUGCCCCUUCUUCCCCUAGCCACACCCCACACCCUCCUCUAGCGAUUUUGACUAGCUGAAAAUGUGUCCUUGAAUUCUGAUAAUGCCUCUCGCCUGCUUGGGUGGAGGGGUGUGUGUGUGUGUGUGUGUGUGUGUGUAAAUGUGAGACUAGGGCUGUGAGGGCCCAGGUUUAAAUCCAUACUCAGCCCCAAAGCUCACUGAGUGAUGGGACAAAAUUUUUAAUUCAGCUUAACCUACCUCACAGGGAUGUUGUGAGGUUAAAGGGCGUGAAGCAUCACAAAUUCCUUGGAGGAAGGGUUAUGGUAUUAAUGCAGUCAACAGGAAUGCUUUAAACUCUGCCAUCUGCCAUGGAUGCUUUAGUUGACAUUCCUACAUUGCGUUAGAUUAGAUGACUCUUGGCAUCCCUGACAACGCUAUGAUUCUGUGAAAAUAUACGGUGCUGCCAUUUUGGGUGGGAGCGUGGUGCUGAGUCCUUUCCUCUCUCCCGCCCCCCACAGCAAAUGGGACACUGACACCCCCUGCUUGUUCCCCUGCUCCUGCUUCUGGAGGGGGAAGGUGCACAUUUCUCAUGUAAUGAUGUCAGGAUACAGGGUAUGUUGAAUAUGGCAGUGUUCUUCAGUCCCCAGAUGUUGCUGGACUACAACUCCCAUCACCCCUGACCACCGGCUAAGCUGGUUGGGGACGAUGGGAGCUGUGGUCCAAACAACAUCUGAGUCGGCCCCCACAACCACCAAACUGAAGAACGCUGAAAUAUAGUAUGGAUUUUGGAUGAGCUGGACACACGGCUACCGUUUCAAGCGGCAAAUCCAUGGGUGGCGAUGGCUUUCAACAUGUGCAAAGUUCCACUUUCAGAAGCAAAGGCCUAAGAGACCCACUGGUGGAGGGCGGUGGUGAUGGGUAUAUAAACGAGCUGAACCAUGGCAGAGAGACCUCUUGUAGUUAGGGUUUCUACAACACACUCACCUCAAAGGCCGUGUUUUUUCAGCGGAAACAGUUCCACGCGCUCAGAGGUGACACGCCAGACACUGAGGAACCCCACGAAGCCUGCAGAGGGACAAGGCAGCCCUCGAAAGUUGACCAACCCAGUAGCUGCAUGGUAAAUGUUCCAUUUAUUUAUCACACGUGUACACUCCACCUGUCCUCUGAGGUGCACACAUGGAGUUUCUUUUUCAGCACACCCCAGUUAUCGUCACAACAAUCUAGUGAGGUAGGCUAGGUCAAGAGAGAGAGGGAGGGAGGGAGGGAGGGAAGGAGAGACUGGACCGUGGUCACUCAGGCCACAUUCAUGCCAGUUUAAACCAUCACAGCUUCCCCCGAAGAGCUGUUGUUAUCAGUGCUAUUUUUCUAGAAAAAGAGGUGCCCAAACUCAUCAUGAGAGCUUGUUCUCUUAUCAUGGCAAUGGCGUUCACCUGAGAAGUGUCAGAACUGAGUUCCGGCUGGAAAAAAAGCCCUGGUUUUUUAUGAGACCUCCCAAAUCCCAUAAUUCUCUCUGAAGACGGAUUGAGAGUUAAACCGAGCUGGGAUUGGUAGCUCUGUGAAGGGAAAGGGGUUUUUCAUAACAACUCUCAACACUCUCUCAGCUCCCAAAAUCAUUUGGGGGAAGCUUUUAAAUCUACAGUAUGGUGGCAAGGUGGUCCCUGCAUCUCCAACACAGUCUAUGAUGCCACAUAAGAUCUCUGUAGCCAUGAUGGUUCUGUGAUUCAAGAGGGCCAUCUGCACAUGCUCAGAAUAUUCUCCUUUUUAAAAACCAGGUUUAACCAACUGUGGUUUUUUUGUCAUUGUUUUCUGCGAUAUAUCAGGAAUGCAGAAGCAGUUGUAAAGAAAGGAAUAGCAGCUGAAGUAGGGGAGGGGAGGUAGACAAAUGCGAUUUGUGUGGUUCAUAACUGAAGUUGUACACAUGACAGCACAAAGCAUGAGGGUGUAAGAUGGGUGUAACUCCAGGGUCUAAAAUUACCUAGCUGCACCAUUUGGUAGAGCACAUGGCUUUCCAUGCAAAACGUUGGAAGUUCAAUCCCUGGCAUUGCCAGUUAAAAAGGGAUCUGGUGGCAGGUGAUGAAAGAAACCCAAUUUCUGCCUGACACCCUGGAAAGCAGCUGCCAGUCAGAGCAGGUGAUAAUGGGCUAGAUGCAGAAAUUGCUUGACCUAAAGCGACACACAACUGAAGGCUGCUUCCUGUGUUCCUGACAUCCUUUGCUCUCUUCAGUUCUCAAUCUUCCUUCCUUCCUUCCUUCUUCCUCCCUUUCUGGUUUAAUUAAAUUUGUAUAUAACUUCCCAUUAAAAGGUUCCAUAGUGAUUUACAAGCCACAAAAAAUAGUUUUCACAUGUUCAAUUUUAAACAGAUUUAAUGUGUUUAAACAAUCUGUUUAACAAGAUUUAUUUCAUUCCAUUUAUGAACUGCUACAUCUCUACCCCACCUUGUCCUCCAAGGAGCUCUGGCUUACAUGGUCCUCCCCCUUCUUGUUUAAUCCCCACAACAGCCCUGCGAAGUAAGUUCGGCAGAGAUGCAGUGAGUGGCUCAAGGUCACCCAGUGAGCUUCAUGGCUGAGUGGGCAUUUAGACCCUGGUCUCCCAGGUCCUCGACGGACACCCUAGACACCACACCACAAUAAGUAAUAUCAUUGGCACUGCCUGAACACCCAAGAAAACGAAACAAGUGUUUGGCUAGCAUUGAAACAAUGAUGGUGUUGGUGCCAGGUGGGCCUUCCGAUGAAGAGCAUUCCACAAUCCAUUCUAUUUAAAUCCUGUUUAAAAUUGAGACUGAUGACAAGAUCCGGGAAACUCACAUGCCCGCUCAUGGCUCUGUUGAUGUUGUAACUCGUCUUGAAAUACGUCGAACAGACAAGAUAAAUGCUCGUCACCUCACUUCUAAUCAACCACUCAUAUCCAGCUGUUAGGUUUAAGCCUCCCGCACCAGCCCAAGAAGGCGGGUGUAGCCAAUACACUUUCCUGUCUUCCUGGUGAAAACGGGGUGCGGCCCAAAACAUUCCUAUGGUGUAAGCAACAGGGACCACGUGAGCAGAUUUAAUUGCAAGGAAUGCUCCUCUGUGCUCCAUUUAAUUACAUGUCUCACUGCUUCUUCUGCUGUUGUCCAUCAGGCACCGAUGGGAGGGUUUCUAAAUCCGGAGUUUUGCAGCGCUCUUGAAGUGGGAUGUUUUUAUUCAAUUCGACCCAAUUUGAAGGUUCUGGGAUUGCUUGCGGAUUGGAAUGAUCAGGUGGCUUUAAAAGAGGAUUAGACAAAUUCACGGAGGAUAGGUCAUCAAUGGCUACCAGCCACAAUGGCUGCCUCAAUGGUCAAAGGCAUCUGAAUAGAAGCUGCUGGGAAUUGCAGGCAGGGAGAGUGGCUGUUUUGUUCAGGUGCCGUGUGUGGGCUUCCCAUUGGGGGCAUCAGGCCGGCAACUGUGAGAACAGGAUGCUGGACUGAGUGGCCUCUCUUUGCUCUGGUCCAGCACAGCCGGGCUCUUCUAAGGUUUCAGUGCCUGGAUAGCUCAGUUAGUUAGAGCAUGGUGCUGUUAACAGGUUCGAUCCCCAUACGAGACAGCUGCAUAUUCUUGCAAUGCAGGGGUUGCACUAGAUCAGGCAUCCCCAAACUCGGCCCUCCAGCUGUUGUUGGACUACAACUCUCAUCAUCCCUAGCUAACAGGACCAGUGAUCAGGGAUGAUGGGAACUGUAGUCCCAAAACAGCUGGAGGGCCGAGUUUGGGGAUGCCUGCACUAGAUGAUAACUCUACAAUUCUAUGAUUCUCAUUCCUCUUUUUUGAUGUUGUCUCUCUCGUACCCCUUUACCUGAAAGUACAGGUGGGUUGACUUAGCAAGCCCAUUUUUGAACAGGGAAGAAUAGCAACACACCCAGGAGCAGUGGGAUGUGCCAUCAAAGGGUGAGAAGGCUGUGAUUCGUGGCUGGGUACCUAUGGAUAAUGCCUCAGUCGUUCCCAGAAGGAUCUUCAGUCAUUCAUUUCCCACUUCCUUGUAUAACUAGUAUCAGAGUCAGCCUGCACACAGGCGAUUCAGCUUUCUCUGGCUGUGCAUGUAAGAAGCUGGCAUUAUGCCUGAGCCGAACUAUCUGCCACCUAGCUCAGUGUUGUGUAUGCCAGGGUAGCGAGGCUGUGGCCUUCCAGGUGUUGCCAGACAACAGUUCUCAUAAUCCCUGUCCACUGGGCAUGCUGGCUGCUGGGAGUUGGAGUCCUACAACAUCUGGAGGGCCACCAGUUUCUUUACACUGACUGGCAGUAGCAGCUGUCCAGGAAUUUCAGGUAGGGAGUUUUUCCCAUCGGGAACUGAACCUGCCGCUUCCUGCAUGCAAAGCAGAUGCUCAGCUGCUAAGUUAUGGUGCGUCAUGUGUGCUUUCAAAAUUAAUCGUUGCUAGAGAGCGCUCAGUUGGUAGAGCCUGAGACUCUUAAUCUCAGGGUCGUGGGUUUGAGCCUGUUGCUGGGCAAAAGAUUUCUGCGUUGCAGCGGGUUAGACUAGAUGACCCUCGUGGUCCCUUCAAACUCUACAACUGUAUGAUAUCUGCAGCAUUUUGGAUCCUUUUCUGUACUUCUCCACAUUUACAAGUAGCUGAUUUAACUGCAAGAGUGAUGGGCCAGAACCAGGGUGGGCAGGCUGUCCUCUGCUUGGCUCGCUUGAAUUAAGUGGGAUCCAGUGCCCUAUAUAUUUUGUGGCAUCUGCAGAGCCCCCUAAAACAGCUUUAAAAACUCUUCUUCAAUCAUUCAAACACUGCGGAAGACUUUUUGUGAUUAGCUCCUCCUCCAUGCUCACCAGGCCACGCCCCCACACCUGAGGAGUUCCACGCUGUGUUGUCAAUCACAGCUAAGCUCAGACCUCUGCCCAAUCAGAUACCCUUCCAUGCUCUAAGCAGGCUCCACCCUUUCAUAUGAAGCACUGCUCUUUGAGCUUCCAAGCUCCAUCCUCUGACUCUCAGGAUAAAGCCUUAAGGUGACCUGGCCUCCCCACCCUCACCUGUCAAACUCAGCAGGUCUUGAGCUAGUUAUUUGCUCAGGGUAUUCAUUUGCAUAGUGCAAUCAAAAGGCAUUUCAUUUGACAGAGUAACACAUGCAGUUACAACAGCUGCAACAACAAAAACAUCCCUGCCCUCAAGAGCCUACGGUCUAAAUUUUGACAGUAUACAACUGUAUAUAUAUUCUGUGAUUACACACACACACACACACACACACACACACACACACACACAGUGCUUGCUUUGGUUGUGAUGGAACUCAUCAGGUUGGAGUAUAGUCACCUCUUUUUUUGGCUGACAAAAGCAGCCAUUAUGUGCUUGCAUCCAAGGCACUUUUAUGAAGAUAUGUGCAGUGGUAUCUCAUUUUUUUAGGACACACACACACACACACACACACAGGGGGUGAAAUUCAAUUCAAGAUGCAUUUAAAGCUGGCCUUGUUGAAUUCUCACUUUCCAAAACAAUAAGCAAACUGAAUCACAGCUGUCCUUUGCAAUUUCUCACUUUCCUUCCCAAACUAGGCUAUUUUUGCCACCUUGAGGACUAGAAACUUACCCUUUCUUGUUUUUCUAUUCAACCCCCAACUCUGGCUCCAUACUAGCCUAUCUUUGCCACCUUACUGACUAGGAACUUGAGGAUACUGAGUCCAGUGGUAAACUUUACACACUGAUGCAGGGCUUGAACAGAAGUAAACAACACUCAGGGCUGUUAUCCUCAUCCUGCUCCCAAGAAUCACUGUGCACAAUGCACUGACAUUUCUGCUUUCAAUGGCUGCUAUUGCCAUUGCUUUUAAACUGAUCUUAGCAAAAUGUAAACAGCUUGUUCCACCCCACCUUGCCUCUCGGGGCUUUCCAAAAGCCGCUGUGCUACUGUUUUCUGGCAGGAGACUGAUGUUCCCUCGGCUUUCUCUCUCUCUCCUCCCCAUCCCAUCCCUCUGUUCUAUAAACACCCACAUUUUUGUGUGUGUUGUGUUUUGCUGUGUAAGCCCAGAGAAAUGUGUCACACGCUGGCUUUGGAAUCUGCCCACAGAGGCCCAGAGCGUGGGAAUGUGGGGUGUGAGCUUCUCACCCUUGGAGACAAGGCACUAAAUUCAGAGCAAAGGGGGAGAAAGGGCUUCACCAGUUUGACCUGGAGGCAGUUCUCAGUUGACUUACUCCAAAAGCCAUACGGCUGAUGGAUUUGUUCCAUUUAUAGGUGGCAUUUUCAUCUCACCGUUUUACAAAUGUUUAAUCUUUGUUGUUGCAUUUAUUCCUGAUGUUGUUAGCCGUCUUGGGCUAUUUUUAGGAAGGUAGGGCAGGCACAGCCCUCCUAAAUAUAUACCAUAUUUUUCGCUCUAUAAGACGCACCAGACCACAAGACGCACCUAGUUUUUGGAGGAAGAAAACAAGAAAAAAAAUAUUCUGAAUCUCAGAAGCCAGAACAGCAAGAGAGAUCACUGCGCAGUGAAAGCAGCGAUCCCUCUUGCUGUUCUGGCUUCUGGGAUAGCUGCACAGCCUGCAUUUGCUCCAUAAGACGCACACACAUUUCCCCUUACUUUUUAGGAGGGAAAAAGUGAGUCUUAUAGAGCAAAAAAUACGGUACAUUUCUACCCCAUCUUUCCUUUAAGUCGCUCAAAGCAGCACAUAUGCUGUGUGCUCCUCCUUUUUAUUCCCACAACAACCCUGUGAGGUAGGCUAGACUGGAAAUUAUGAGCAUGGAACAGAUAUGCUACCUUGGCUCAUAAGAUAGCCAGGUGCUGUCUUGCCCUGUUAAAUUUAUUAAUUUUAUUUUUAAAACAACCUUCAAUGUUAAUUUAUUGCCCCGCCUUUCCUCCAAGGAGCACAAGAUGGUUGUUUCUCCUCCCCAUUUCCCUAUUCUGUCCCCACAACAACCCUGCAAGCAGUUUAAGCUGAGAGUCAAUGAACUGCCCCAAAGCCACCAAUGAGCUCCCUGGCUGAGUAGGGAUUUGAAUCCAUCACCCUAACCACCAUACCACACCUGUACUGCUCCGGCGGGAAGGUAAACGGCGUUUCCAUGCGCUGCUCUGGUUCACCAGAAGCGGCUUACUCAUGCGGCCACAUGACCUGGAAGCUGUACGCCGGCUCCCUCGGCCAGUAAAGCGAGAUGAGCGUCGCAACCCCAGAGUCUGGACCUAAUGGUCAGGGGUCCCUUUACCUUUACCUUUAACCACCCCAAAAAACUUCCUCAACCUCUAAUGACAGCUGAAACACUGGGCUUGUGGCCUGUUUGUACUACCUGCUUCUUGCAGAUAUGCAGGUGAAGUGGAUGGGUUGCAAGCAGGCACAUUCCACAGCCACACAUGUUUCUAGUCCCCAGUGUUCCUUCUUGCCAGCUAGCUCCAGGGGGUGGUGGGUGGGGAAUCAAACUUGUUUCUCUUUUGCUGGCUAGACUCAAAACCUGACUCUGUUUUUCCCCCUCCUCUUUUGGAACACCCCCUCUCUCAGGCAGAUCACUGGUCUCAUCCCCCUCUUUGGCUGGUAGGUAUGACCCACAUUCCAAACUGACCUCCUUAACAAUUAUUGCUAGCAUUUGUUUAUUCAGUUAUUGUAUUCUCUCAUAAACGCACAAAUCCUUUGGCUUCUCUGAAAGAUACCUAUGUGGAUUUUUAAAUUUUAUUUUUGGUCAAGCACGGAUUCAAUCAGUGGUGCUGUUAUGUAAUUUUACAGUAUAAUCCUGGGGGCUGGGAGUGGGGAGACCUAUUUAGAAGGUAUUGCCAGCCCUGGUAUGCUUGGGGGUCAUCCAUUAAACCCAUCCAUUAAAAAUGCCAGCCCUGGUAUGCUUGGGGGUCCUAUUGCUGAGUGGGGCCACUGACAUCUGCCUGAUAGCCCUACCUGAUUUUUUAUUUAGGUGGAAGUGACAACAUAAAGGGUUGAAAAGCGGGUGCUUAAAUUUGCAACAAGCUCUCUGAUUCAGGGUGGAAAACCCUUUUUAAGACCAAGGGCCGCAUUGCCUGCUAGCCAACCUUCCGAGGGCCACUUGCCUGUGGUGGGCGUAGCCAGAGACAAAACUUGGUGGAGCAACAGGUGCAUUUUUCACCUUUAUGUAGUAGGUUAGUUUCUACCCACACGGAAACGCCCCACACUCUAUCCUUCAUCCAGACAAGCAAGAGGCAUUAUCAGAAUUCAAGGACACAUUUCCAGCUGGGCAAAAAACAUUCAAGGAAGGUGUGAAGCAGGGCCAAAGGUCCAUCUAGUGCAUCAGUCUGAUUGGUCAACCAGUGGCCAAUCAGAUGCCUCCAAGAAGACACCAAGGAGGGUACAAAGCCAACAGCCCUCCCCAUGUUGUUGUCCUCAGGAUUUCAUAAUUAGAGGUAGACUGCCCCUGUGUGUGGAGGUCCCACAUAUAUCUGCCAUGCACCAGUGCAAAGCUUUUUUUUCAUUGCCCCUCUGGAAAAUGAAACACAUAUGGACAGGGGGGUGGCUGCUAGGCCUGUCGCUCUCUGUUUUUGCCCUCCUACUAAUAAUAGCUUCGAUCCAAUGUAUUCAGCAGUUCCCACUUUUUUCUCGAGAUUGAAGCCUUCGACACCAAUGUCACACCAAGCCGGACGUCACCUCCCGUCUUCUCAAAGCCGAUGGACUCCAAUAUCCGCCCGUGGUACGUACCAGAUAAGGCGCUUGUUUCCCUCACGUUGCCUGGAAAAGGCACCGUCGGGCUUCCGCAAUGCUGCUCACCAGGGCGAAUGCAAGAUAGCCCCCUGGCAAGCAUCACAAGCAAAAAGCCUUCUUCCCAGCUUCCCAGCCUUGUCACCCUUAGGGAAGAGAGGUAGGGUGGGGUAGGGGUGGGGAGGUUUGCUUGAGCUGUUGCUCUGAGGCUCAGCAGCAGGCCCACCUAUCAUCUACUCCACCAUCCUAAGUGCCACUUUGACAGGUGGGCAGGACUGCCCACAUGUCAGUCACAUGACUUGCUGCCACAGGAGGCAGGAAUGGCCAUCCGUUUUGCCCCGUAUAAACAUUUUUGUUAUGGCACUCCUUGUCUGAAGGCUACAAAUUAAGUCUUAGUCGCCAAUUAUAUUCAUUCUAGAUGCUUUUGUUUCCUGAUUUUCCUGUGUAAUUGCAGCUGAUAUUCUUCUGACCUUAAUUUUUUUUUCUUCCCACACCCUCUUUUUUUGCGUCCAGUGCAUCUGCAAAUUGCGAAGAUAUGGACUCCCCACAGUCCCUCCAAGAUGACAUGACUGAAUACACCCCAAAUGCAGACAGCUAUUGGUGAGUGAACACACGUGAUGCAUUUCUGCACAGGGGUUUUCUAUAGAUUCAGUGCUGACACGGGUUAGAUUUACUGAGAUCUUCCUCUCCUUCCCACUGGUGUGGUCUAAAAACCAAAGCCACCAGGCUAGAUAUCGAUUUGGAUGUGCCUUUAGGAAUGAUUGCCAAUCAAAUAAAUUUUGUAGAUGUUCUUAAACACAUUUAGAUGCUUUUAACUGUUCUCAAGUGCUUAGUAUUUAUAUUUAUCUUACUUUUAAUUGUAUUGUUUUACCACUUUGGUGUUUGCUGCCCUGGGCAACUCUGGAAGGGCAAGAUGGAAAUAAAAUCACCAUCAUCAAAAACAAAAUGUAUAGCAAACAACUUAAUAGAGAACAGGAACCAGAUGAGGUCUGAUGCAGACUUAUCAUUUAACCCUGGUUCACAUCCUAAACCCAGGUUCUUGCUGAAGCUUGCUCAGCUAAGUCCUUAAUGCUAUAUACAUAUACAGUAGCUGGACAAAUAGGAAAUGGUUUUAAACUUACCAAGCUACAAGCAAAGCCCUUUACCCAAACGUAGUGUGCAUCCAAGUAUCUAGAGCAUCUUGCACAAAUUAUCUUAUCAGCGCUACAAGGUGGAACAGUAUUAUUAUCUCAUGUUGCAAAUACAGGGCAGGCUUACCGUAAGAGAAUUUGCAGCUGAAGAGAGAUUUGAAAUUCCCGGCUGAUCUGCAACCAUUUCUCUGCUUCCAUGUCAACAUUCUUCUGCUUUUAAUCCAGCACUAAUUCAUCUCAAAGCGCUCGGCAAAACAACCGUCGGAAAAAGUUGAAGAAGUAUCUGUUUCGGGCAGUGUCAGAGGGCAAUAUAGAAGAACUCCAGCACCUCCUUGCCGAAGUGAAGGAUCGGUCCCAUGCCUGCAGAAACCUGACAGUCCAAGGUAUUCAGAAAUUAAAUUAAAAUUAUACCCAGCCCUUCUUCCCAAAGGAGCCCAGAGUGCCAAACAUAUCAAUAAUAAGAUGCACUUAAAAUGUCUAAAAACAGUUUUGAAAAACAAACUUCUAAAAACAGUUAAAGGCUUCUAAAAACCAAGACCUACUCUCACAGCUAAUAAUUUAUGGGUUGCUAGGAAUAGUGUCUUUUGGCUAUCGAAUGGCUGGUGGCAGGGAAGGCCACCAUAUUGAAUGGCUCUAAAAGUGAAUUAGACAAAUUCAUGGAGAAGUCUGUCAAUGGCUAUUAGCCGCAAUUGUUAUGCUGUGCGUCUAUGGUCAGAGGCAGUACAGUGGUACCUCGGGUUACAUACGCUUCAGGUUACAGACUCCGCUAACCCAGAAAUAUUACCUCGGGUUAAGAACUUUGCUUCAGGAUGAGAACAGAAAUCGUGCAGCAGCGGUGCAGCGGCAGCAGCAGGAGGCCCCAUUAGCUAAAGUGGUGCUUCAGGUUAAGAACAGUUUCAGGUUAAGAACAGACCUCCAGAACGAAUUAAGUUCUUAACCCAAGGUACCACUGUAAUGCUUUUGAAUGCCAGUUGCUGGAAAACCACAGGAGGGGAGAGUGCCCUCAUGCUCGAAUCCUGCUUGUGAGUUUCCUCACAGGCAUGCAGGUGGCCACAGUGAGAACAGGAUGUUGGACUAGGUGAUCCUGCUUUCGUUCUUCUGUUUUAGAUUCUCCCUAAAAGAUAAUAAGGAAGGAGACAGACACACCUCACUAGGAAGGGUGUUCCACAAAUGGGGAGCCACCACCAGGAAAGCCCUGUCAAGGGUCACUGCCAACUGGGCACCCCCACCCAGUGGUGGUAGUUUAAAGGAUGGUAGAUUUUGCUCAUACAUUAGAGAAAACGUCUUAAUGGCAAGAGCAGUUAAUUAAUAGAACCAGUUACCUAGAGAAGCAGUGCACUUUCCCUUGGUAGGGCUCUUGAAACUGAAGAUGGGUAGCCAUCUAGUGGAAAUCCUUUGGAUUUCCUGAACUUAGCAAGAAACCUAUAAUGGCCUCCCUCCAAUGCUAGGAUUUUAUGUAAGCACUUGCUUUAAUUACUACUACUACUACUACUACUACUACUAUUAUUAUUAUUAUUAUUAUUUUGCCAGACUAUCUGAUGAAAAAAAUGACCUCUUCUGACACAGGCAAGACCUGCCUAAUGAAAGCCUUGCUAAACAUCAACGAGAACACAAAGGAAAUUGUGAAAAUACUUCUCUCAUUUGCAGAAGAAAACCUGAUCUUAGAAAGACUCAUCAAUGCUGCAUACACAGAAGAGGCCUAUAGAGGUACAGUAUUUGUGCUUUGCGUUCAAACCUGAAAGAAUAUUGUGAUGAGUAUCCUAGAACUUAUUCCCCUAUGACGUACUUGCUCCCCUCAUCACACCAUAACUUUGGACUAUAACAUACAAUGCAACUGAAUGUUGGAAGAUUCAGGGCGGACCGUAGAAUUGGCUCCUGGAAGAGACAGCGAUGGCCACCAACCUGGGGGACUUUAAAAGAGGAUUAGACAAGUUCAUGGAGGACAGGGCUAGCAAUGGCUACUAGCCAGGAUGGCUAUGUCCUGCCUCCACCAUUGGAGACAGUAUUGCCUCUGAAUAUCAGCUCUAAAUCGGGACGCGGGUGGUGCUGUGGGUUAAACCACAGAGCCUAGGACUUGUUGAUCAGAAGGUCGGCGGUUCGAAUCCCCACGACGGGGUGAGCUCCCGUUGCUCGGUCCCUGCUCCUGCCAACCUAGCAGUUCGAAAGCACGUCAAAGUGCAAGUAGAUAAAUAGGUACCACUCUGGAGGGAAGGUAAACGGCGUUUCCGUGCGCUGCUCUGGUUCGCUAGAAGCGGCUUAGUCAUGCUGGCCACAUGACCUGGAAGCUGUACACCGGCUCCCUCGGCCAAUAAAGUGAGAUGAGCACCGCAACCCGAGUCGGCCACGACUGGACCUAAUGGUCAGGGGUCCCUUUACCUUUAUCAGCUCUAAAUCUCCCCUAAGUGGGGACACCCUAAUUUCAGGCUCUCCACAGGCAUCUAGUUGGACACUGUGAAAACAGGAUGCUGGGGUAGAUUGGGUUUCUGAUGUGUACCAGCCAACACUUCUGGAUCCUUAUGUUCUAAUGCAUACUGUUAAGUGAUGGGAGAAGGGAAUGGAUCAGGUUUAUAAAUACUCAAAAAGAUGUUUCCAAUCUGCAAAGCAGGUGCAAAUGCCGUUUUAGCAGAAACAAGACUAAAUAUCAGUGGGUAGGAUGCUAGGGUGACAAAUUAUGGAAUUGCAGAAUGAGAUUCACAGAAUUGUAAGUUGGAAGGGGCCCAAAGGAUCACCUAGUCCAGGGGUAGUCAACCUUUUUAUACCUACCGCUCACUAAUGCAUCUUUCUUGGUGGUAAAAUUUCCUUACCACCCACCAGUGCUCAAUGGGAGGAGGAUUCAGCUUGUGCCUUAGAACCCCCUACCGCCCACCUAGAAUCCUGAAAGGCUCACUAGUGGGCGGUAGGGAUCAGGUUGACAACCCCUGAUCUAGUCCAAGCUCCUGCAAUGCCCAUAGCUACCCCUGGGUGGGCUUGAACCACCAACCUUCUGGUUCGCAACCAGACACCCUGGCCCAUUGCACUACCUGAGGUACAUGUGUUUCUUUGUUCUGCAGGACAGACAGCUUUAAACAUUGCCAUUGAGAGACGGCAAUAUGACAUUACUCAGACCCUGAUCGAGAAAGGAGCAGAUGUGAACGCCCAUGCACAAGGCAUCUUCUUCAAUCCUAAACACAAGCACGAAGGUUUUUAUUUUGGUAAGCGAAUGCAGGAGGCCAGCUGAUGCAAUGAUGCCAUGGGAACAGGGGUGGAUGAAUCUGUUUUCGUUUUCUCUCAAUUUACCAGUUUCCCAAUCUUUAGUUCGUUUCUCGACAUUUCUCCUAAAUAAUUGCAAAUUUUGAAAAGUCCUCGGGAAAAUUCAUCCGCACCUUUAGUGCAAAUUUCUCCUAAGAUACACAAACUAGUGUGCAGUUUUGCCUGGUAUCCACAUGUUUUGAUGUUUGCAUCAGGAGGACCCCCCAUGUCCUCUUCCCCACAUACAGAUGGAGAAAUUUGCUUCAGCUUGCAGCCAAAUGCAUACCUAGCCCACCAGCACUUUUUGAAGCAAUAUGUGAGUUGAAGCACACCUAUCCUUUGAAAUUUGCAAUUCUCUGAAUUUUGCAAUGCAGAUUUCCAACCAAGCAAUGUAUACAAAAGCUCACAUAUCUUAGGGGGAAGUGUGUGUAAAAAUGCAAUUAUUAGUAAAAACAACAUAAAAACUCUGCAUGAAAUUGCUUGUAUAAAUGUGUAUGUCAGGCAAAAGGCUACACAUAAAAGUGUGUAUAUUAGGAGAAAUUUGCACCGAAAGGCUACUAAAUUCUCAAAAUGACUUUAUAAAAUAUGAAUAAAUCACAAUCUGGUGUGGAAAUGUGAAGCAUUGGAAAAAUGAGAGACUGAGAACUGCCCCUCUGAAACUGACAGAUCUGUACAUCCCUAAUACCAUUAAAUUAAAAAUAUAAAGAGCAACAAACAACUACAAUGAUGCAUUAUUUCCUCAGGAGAGACACCCCUGGCGUUAGCUGCCUGCACAAACCAGCCAGACAUUGUCGAGCUAUUAAUGAACAACAGCAAGACAGACAUCACUUCCCAAGAUUCGAGGGGGAACAAUAUACUCCAUGCCUUGGUGACAGUCGCAGAAGACUUUAAGACGCAAAAUGACUUUGUGAGGAAGAUGUACGACGCCAUCCUCUUGAAAAGCAAAAACCGGGAUUUGGAGACGAUGAAGAAUAAGGACGGUUUGACGCCUCUGCAGCUAGCUGCGAAAACUGGGAAGCUGGAGGUAAGCCUGACUUGGGAAGCAAAGGAGGAAAAAGAAGGAGACCCUGGCAGGUGGUAUCUUAUGAAAUGCUGGAAAUACGUGGAUGUUUUUUGGGUAGACCAGGAAAACCUGUGGUCCUCCAGAUGGUUUUGGAUUCCAUUAGCAACUGCAGGCAUGGCCAGUGGUCAGGAAUGAUGGAGUCCAGCAACAUCUGGAGGUCCAGUGGUCAGGAACCUCAGGCCCAGGACCCAAAUAUGGCCCACUGUCUGGCCCUCAUAACCCUUUCCAGGCCACACCAUUACCAGCGCUGCUCCACACCCUCCAUGAAUGCUUUUGUCUGGCUGGAACAUGUCCCUAAACUGCAAUAAAGUCUCUUGCUUGCUUGCAAACAGGAUGAGGAGAUAUGUGGUGUGUGUUUUCUGGUGUGUGUGUGUGUCUUGUAUGACUGGAAUGUAGCGCAUCUAUUUUGUUGCCUCUCGUUCCUGCCUUCUACUGGCAUGCGGCCCUCAGAAGGUUGCCUGCAACACAUUGUGGCCCUCAGGCUGCUGUAGAUUCUGCAGCCAUUUUGGACUUCACUGGGUAGGAGCAACAGGAAGAGAGCCAAGUUUAGUUUUCAUUUGGUUGCAACAACAGAGGGAGGUGGUACAGCAAUAUGCUAGUUAUGCAAUGUCUGUGGGAGCUUAGCAGCCACUGCCAGACUUAAUGAAUGCGGUAACAGCACAGUAUGCAAGAUUAGAUCUGAGCCAGAUCUCAUAACUUAGUCCCAUCAGAUGUUCCCCAACAAAUGGUAGACUGCCUCUGAAUGUGGAGGUAUCACAUAGCCAUCUGGACUAAUAGUUGAUUAUGAUUUAUUUUUUAUUUUUUAUUAGUCAGUGGGAGACUUUUAACUUCCUCACAUAUCUCCGUUUUGGUCCAUUAGAUUCUGAAAUACAUUCUCAGCAGAGAAAUCAGAGACAAGCCAAACAGAAGCCUUUCCAGGAAAUUUACUGACUGGGCUUACGGACCCGUGCAGUCUUCCCUGUAUGACUUGACAGAACUCGACACCACCUCGGAGAAUUCCUUGCUGGAUAUUAUUGUCUACAAUACAAAUAUUGGGGUAAGUUCGUGCACCCUUUUUUAAAAAAAAGUGUUGCUUUAGGAAUCCUACAUACCAACAGUGAGUUCAGUUUUCCAAGCGUCAAUCUAUAUUUAGCCCAAAUGGCAGCAUCUAUGCAAAAGAGGAUGGUAACAUCAGACGUGGGGCAGGAAGGAGCUCCAAGCUUUGCAGAAAAACACUUUUUUUUUGGGGGGGGGGAAUCCUGCAAGGAAGAGAGAAACUCAAAAUUAACCCAACAACAACUGGACGUGCCCAUUUGCUAUGGAAUCCUGAGCAUCUGCUAGGGCUGUGACUGUGGCAGGGGCAAGGAUAGAAAAUGGAGAGUGGAUGGAAUGGAGUACCCCAGAAUGGACACUGCUGACUGGCUGGCUGGAUUCUUGCAAAGUGGGGUUGUUUGGGGGGGGUAUUACAUGGAACAAUACAAUUAAAACAAAUCUCUCUGUCACACACACACACACACACACACACACACACACACACACACUUCUAACUAGAGCUCACACUUGCUUUUACUAUGCCUUGAAAAGUUCUACAUAAAUAAAAUAAAAAACAGCCUUUCCUAUUCAUUCACCAACAUAGGUUGUUUCUAGGACACAUCAGCAUUAGCCAUCCUCAGAGUAGACCCAUUGGAACUGACGGACAUGACUAAUUUAGGUCGCUUAAUUUUAAUGGGACUACUCUGAGUGGUCCUUAGCUGGAUACAGCCCACAGCAUUAACCCACCAUCAUAUAUCACAUUGUUAAAAUUAAGCCAGUCCUUAAGGCCUGCAGACACCUGGGUUCAAAUCUUCACCCGGCACACCGGUUGACCUUGGACCAGUCACAGUCUUUCAGCUUAAUCUGCCUCACAAAUCAGGUGUGAGAACAAAAUGAUGGGGAAGCGGGAAACAUGUAUGGCGUCUUUGAGCUCCUAGGGAGGAAAAACAACAUAUAAAAGAAAGGAAUAGCUAUAAUAAAAUAGGCUCCCCAUUAGUUAAUCAACUAAGGCAUUAGUUGAUUAAUCUACCCAUUGAACGCUUUCAGUUCUCCUGCUCCAGGCAAGGCUCUGCUGGGAUUAACUGUUUGUAUAACCGCAGGCUUGACAUCUUCCACCGUCUGUUUCCAUGCACCAAAGAGCUCAUUAUUUUAUUCUCUAUCUGGUCACGAUGACCCCCCGGGGGGACUGACUCCUCUUGUCUUCUGCAGAAUCGCCACGAAAUGUUGGCAUUGGAACCUCUGCAUUCCCUGUUGCGCAUGAAGUGGAAAAGGUUUGCCAGACAUGUGUUCUUUGUCUCCUGCUGUUUAUACUUCAUCUACAAUGUGUUGCUGACGUUGAUCUCCUACUACAGGCCUCAAGCAGAAAUGGUAAGGUGUUCCCCCCUCCAAAAAAAUGCCCCACUGUUUCUCCCAUUUUUCUUUGUAAACUAUAUAGCUGUUAAAUAUGCAGUGAUGGUCCUCAACUUGGGUGGCUUUAAAAGAGGGUUAGAUAAAUUCAUAGAGCAGAAAGCUAUGUAUCAAUGGCUAGUAGCCACAAUGGCAACCUUCCACCUCCAUUGCUGGAGGCAGUAAAUGCCUCUGAAUGCAUCACAAGUGGGGAGAGUUGUUCUUGUGGGCUUUGGGGCAACUGGUUGGCCACUGUGAGAGCAGGAUGCUGGACUGGAUUGGGUCCCCUUUGGCCUGAUGUAGCAGCCAGACCCUUCCAAUGUUCUGAAAGCUUUGAGUGAAGAUUUCACACCUCAGCGCUAUACACUUUUUAUGGGCCAGCACCUGCCCUCCAAUUCCUUGAAAGUUUUCUUCUUCUGCAAAAAAUGCUUUUUUGUUUCUCUACCUCAUUCACAGGGCACUUUAGCUUGUAUUUAUAUUGUUGUGUGCACGGUUACUGUUGUUGCUAUUUAUGAAUUGCCUUGUGCAGAUGUCCCAAGGUGAUAUACAAAACAUGACAAAAACAGCUAAAAAACCAACAGAACAUGAAUUUAAAAACUAGUAGCCACCCAUGGCAGAAACGUUUCCAUUCAGUGUUGAGGUUGGAACAAAAAUGUUCUCAGUUGUUUCUGGAAAGUGCAGGUGUGGACUCCCGUCGUAUCUCGAUGGGGAUGCUGUUCCGCAGAACAGGGGCAGCCAAAAAGCUCUGCUCUGAGUGAUCUGUGCAGUGGGCUUCCAAGAGCUUUGAAACCUGAAGGAGAAAUUCUCCUGCUGGCUGAUGGUUGGGUGGCGUCAUGUACGCCUCCUUCCGGCAACUCCUGCAGCCAAGCUGGUGCCCAAAGUCUUGCUCUGCUUUCCUUUGGGCCACACCAGUGAGGCUGAGAGUGUGGUCUUAUUCUGUGGGCAGCCCAGGACCUCCAUACACACUGCCCAGGCUUGUGCCUUGGGAAGGUCGCUUUGGUGCUAACACAGCAGUUUGACUUCACUCCCAGAGGUGUACUUCAUUGUCUCUUGAGACAGACAGAUGCCAACAACAUAAAUAAAGGGGAUUAGGUUGAGCUUACUUCAUCAUUGUAAGGGGCAGUCAUGUAUGCUUUCCUUUUCAUUAAGUGUUUCUCCAGCACUCUGAAACCUCCCCAGAUGCCCACACUUCCUGGUCUGAAAAGGCGCCAUGACCACUUUCCCUAUCCUAACUUCAUGACAUCAUAUGCACCGCAACUUGUUGGAAAUUUGAAAAUUAGGAUGUUAAAUAAUGGAUAUAGAUUCAGUCCUGGGAUCAUCCUGAAUUUUUCUCUCUCCUCUGUCUUGUUUUCAGGCUCCACCAUAUCCUCUGAGUUUGACUGAUGACCUCAGCUGGCUCCAGCUGACAGGACAAGUGACAGUGAUGCUGGGGGCCAUAUUUAUAGCAAUUAAAGAGGUGAGAUUCAAUUGUUGUUGUUGUUUGCUUUUUAAUGUAAAAUCAAAAGUACAAACAAAUCAAUCAAAAUGAUGAGAUAUCGGAGCAGUACAGAGAUUGUAUUUUCCAUAUAUAUAUAAAAAUAAAAGCAGCAAAACACACCAUGAUAGCCAAACUGCGUGGUUUGGGGGAAGAGUUUUGUACAUCUGGAUCUGACACUUCAGAAAUUAAAUCCAGUGUUAAAAUAUUCCAGGUCCUCUUCAUCCUUAGAAUUGCAUAAUUUGUGAGUUAUUUUCUCUGCAAUAGUCAGAGUCCACAUUCUUGUACCACAAGAGCUCUAUGUCCUGUAGUGUCUUCAAUUUCUGGGCCAAAUAAGUUGUUAUGAAACUUUCUGUGCUCUCUCAUUCAGUCCAACCCAAGACAUUUUGCUGUCUGAGGCACAGCUCAAAGGGCACACUUCCUCCUUUGGGACCAACACUUUAAAAAGUCUUACUGCCCCAUUCAGGCUGUGAUCCUUAGCUGCCUGACCAGAAGUACACCCUGCUGAACUUCAUGAGAUUUACUUUUGAAUAUAUAUGUAUAGGGCUGUGCUAAUUCUUGCCUUCAUCUGUUAGGUUGUAGUGCAGCUACAUGGCCUACCACUGUCUCUGUAAGCUGCUGUGUGUUUGUGUCAGUUUUAUAGAUACAUCCUAAAAGUAAAAUGAAUGGUUUUGGGAGGAGAGACCUGUGGUCCUCCAGAUGUUGCUAGGCUACAACUCUCAUUGCUCCUGGCUGCUCCUUAUGCCUGUAACGGAUGCAUUGGUCCAUCCCUAGUCACUGCUUUGUGUGUAUGUGUGUUUUGUUAAUGUUUUGUUUGGCUAUUUCUACCUGCAGAGCGUAGCUAUCUUCCUGCUCAGGCCUUCAGAUCUCCAAUCAAUCCUAUCUGACGCUUGGUUCCAUUUCGCAUUGUAAGUCAUGCAUAAGAAUGCAAACGAUUACAGCUCUGAAAUAACAUCCAGUCUUUCUCCGCUAAGUGGCUCAUGGGCAAUGCCUCUCUUUAACUCUGCCCUUAGCUCUUUUCUAAUCUCUCUGCCAGCUCUUGAUGUGAUUUAGACAUAUAAAUGUAUAUGCCAUUUAAGGUCAAAUGUGUUCCUGGUGCCAGGGCGGCUUUUAAGAUGCUUAAUACUAGCAUCUUAAAAGGCUGUGCUGUAAUUAUGAAUGGGAGAGAAAUUCGAUUGUUUGCCUUGAAAGGCCAUCCUACCUAAUUCACGCUUUCUGAUACAAUAUGCAAACUGAAGCAGAAGCCACCCUCUGAAAUCCUCACUCCUCCAGAUUUCCUAAUGCAGUUCUUCAGCAAAGGAUUGUGUGCAAAAAUGCAAAUACUAGGAAAAAACAGGCAGAAAAAAGCAUGUGCUGGAGAAAAUAACUUACAAAUACGCAUUAUAUGGGGGGAAUUGCAUGCAAAAAUGCAUCUAUUUCAGGAAAUUUGCACUAAAAUGCAGGUGGAUUUCCAUGUGGACUUUACAAAAUAAUAAUCACAACGUAGAAAUGCAGAGAAUUAAUUUUAGAAUGGAAAAUUAGAAACUGAAAUUGACAAAUGCCCCCCAUCCUUAGUAGUUGUAACAUACCCACGUCAAUAAAGCCUCUACCUGAUUCUUAAUUGUCCAGUUUUCCUCACAAAUGCAACUUUUUCCCUGUUGUGUCUUGACAGUUUUAUACAAGCAGUCUUGGUUGUCUUCUCUGUCUGCUUGUACUUCUUCUCCUACAAAGAACACCUUGCGUGCCUCGUCUUGGCCAUGUCCUUAGGGUGGGCCAACAUGCUGUAUUUCACCCGGGGUCUGCAGUCCAUGGGAAUCUAUAGUGUGAUGAUCCAGCAGGCAAGUAUGCCCUUCCAAGUUCCAUUCUAUAUUUGAUUGUGGCUGUCUGUCCACCAUCUCCAGAACCCUGGUCUCAAAAGUGCUCGUCCUUCAGAAGGGCAGCUCCAUUGCUGCAUGAGCUGCUGCAUGUCCUUACUGUUACUUUUUGUAUUAAGGAACUUGGCCAUAACCUUGGCUCUUCUAAUGCCCAUUUUUCCUUCUUUUGAAACAAAGCAGCCUGUUUUUGAGGGAAGUGCAAGAGCAGCUCCUGCUCUGCAUGCAGGAGUUCAAUCCCUGGCAUCUCCAGGCAGGAUGGGGAAAGAUUCCCUGCCUGAAACCAUGGAGAGCCAUGGAGAGCCACAUUUGAUAACACAGAGAUAGAUAGAUGAUGGCUAUGCUCUGCCUCUAUUGGGCACACCAUAGUUGCCUUUGACUGGGCUUAACCGUCCGGGGGUCCUUUUCCUUUACCUGCAAUUGGAAGGAGGCGGGAGAGCUCUUGUGCCCGGGUCCUGCUUGCUGGUUUCCCACAGGCAUUCUCUGGGUGGCCACUGUGAGAACAGGAUGCUGGACUAGUUGGGCCAUGGGCCUGAUUCAGCAGGCUCUUCUUAUAUUCUUAUGGAGCAAUGGUCUGAUUCAGCAUAAGGAUCUCUGAAGCACAUCUUAAUGCAGACAAAAAGAGAGAGCCAGUUUUGUCUUCACAAUGUAUCAGCAUCCAGUAAAAGUGCUUUUGGGGUCAGCUUUCCAAAUGCAUAUAGACUGAACACACUGAUGCUGAUAACUUGAACUACUGAAAGAGGUAGAGCGGUAACAUGGAGAGUUUUGAGGUUCUAAUUAACAUGCCAUUGUGUUUUCCUUUUCCUUUUAUAGGUCAUCUUGCAUGACGUGAUAAAGUUUCUAGUGGUGUACAUUGUAUUUCUGCUCGGAUUCGGUGUAGGUAAGCAGAAAUUGAUGGUUAUUAUAGGAGGGUGGCAGUAUCUUAAAAACAUUUUGCAUAGCUGGGAUGGUGAGCUAUCUAAUCUUUGCUGGACUAAGCCUGCAGGACUCAUGGCCCGCCUAGGUAAACACAGCCCUGCUCUGUCCAACAAAGCAUUCAGUGAAAUGUGUAAGCUUGCAUCCUCUUAUUGUACCAAUAUAUGAUUUGGAUCUUCCACAUGGCAGUUCAUGCGGCCAAGUUGUGUCGUUUCCACAGAAAAUCAUCCUAACACUCUGCCCCAUGUUAUUUCUCCAUUGAACCCAGAUGUACCAAUUCUGCAGAAAAUGCAACAAGUAAAAAACACACACCACCCUGGGGAAAUGGUAGAUCCAAAUUAAAUGGGGGCGAGGGGGGUUUAUGGGAUGGGAUUUUAAUGGGGACAACAUUGUGUGGAUGGUGAACAAAACUUCUGUAGAUGAGCGCAUCAUGUCUCCAAUAGACUGCAAUGUGGAAGCUUCCCCCCCAACGUUUUCUUCUGAAUAUGGGGUAAGAUAAAUGCAAGGAUUGUGGAGUCUUUGGGGAGCUUGUCAACCAUUCUUGACCCUCGUAAUAACUCCUUGUAAACUUCCAGAAAAGCGCACAGGAACACAGAAGACAUUCUACAAAUAUACAAUAUUAAAGGUGCCCUUCUCUCUUUCUCUCUUAAACACAGCCCUUGCUGCCUUGAUAGAUGAUUGUCCUGAAAAUAGUAAGUGCAGUAACUUCAGCACUUUAGGGAAUGUCGAGAUCGAACUCUUCAAACUCACCUUAGGCCUCGGUGACCUGGAGAUCCACGAGGAUGCAAAAUACCCCAUUCUGUUUCUGCUGCUCCGCAUCUCCUUUGUCAUCUUGACCUUUGUUCUCCUCCUUAACAUGUUGAUCGCAUUGAUGGGGGAGACGGUGGAAGAUAUAUCUAAGGAGAGCGAACAUAUCUGGAGGCUUCAGGUUGGUUUUCCCAUUACCACUGGCGGGGGGGGGGGACAUAUCCUUCCAGUCAAAAUCUAAACCAUGCCUGUAAACAGAAUGUCAGCUGACAGCGCCAAUCAGCUGAUCGGCACAGCUAGUUAGUCCUCUCGCCUUAGCAUGGGUGAUCUCAGUGGGGCUCAUCGUCAGUCCUCGACUAGCUAGUGGCUUCCGUUUGCAAAGGAACAAUCAAGUAUUCACUUCAAGCUCCAAAUCCUUUUUGCAGUCAUGUAUGAUAUUUGGUGUGGGGAAUGCAGACUUUGUUUGGAGAAAACAGGUCAAAACAGGCCCAUGCUGGGCCUAAUGCGGGUUCCCAUACCUGCUGUAGACCAAGAGUGAGCACACCUUAUGUUUGUGGGAUUUCUUUUUGACUAGAAGUAUGAAAUCCACCCACCGAUAAGCAUUCUUAAAAGUUUUUGGGUUUUUUGUUUUUACAUUAUCUGGUAACAUUUUUCUUCUUACCACCAGAGGGCAAGAACUAUUGUGGAAACAGAAAAGAUCCUGCCAAAAUUCCUGAGGAGAAAAUUCCAGCUUGGAGAAUGGUGCAAAGUGGCAGAGAAUGAUACCAGGUUAUGUUUAAGGUAAAUCAGAUGUUCAGAAAUGGAAAAAGCUGCUCUGUUUUGAUAACUGUGUCCUAUUAGAGAGAGAAAUGAACAAGCUCUACAUGGCAUGUUUAAGGGAUCUGAUAGUUUCCAAGCUGCUCUUUUAACUGUGCUGCCACUGCAUCAAGGCUUCUGGUCAUGGUGGCUAUGUUCUACCUCCACUGAUGUCCCAUAGGGAAAAAUCAAAUACGUCCAUCUCUACAAACUGAAUUCCAAUCUUGUAUAAAAAGUGAAACUAUGCUCUGAACCAGUGGUGGCCAAUCUGUGGCACUUCAGAUGUUGUUGGACUCCAACUCCCAGCAGUCAGCAUCGCCAAUGGUUAGGGAUGAUGGAAGUUGUAGUCUAGCAGCAUAUGGAGGGCCACAGGUUAGCUGCCCCUGCUCAAAAUAUGACAUUACUUUUUUUUAAUAAUAAUAAUAAUAAUAAUAAUAAUAUCUUUAUUGUCAUUGCCCCCUUCGGGGACAACGAAAUUACUUGACUGCUCCAUAAAAACUCUAAUUAAUCAAUACAGUAUAAUACAGCAAGGGAGAUUAGAUGACUUUCAAAGUCCGGGCUUCCCAUUCAGGGCCGAGAUCGCUCUGGAGAAGAAGCUGUUCUUAAGACAGCUCGUUCUUGUCUUCAUCGUCCUGUAUCUCCGUCCCGACGGCAAGAGCUCGAAGAGACAGUGACCAGGAUGCAAUGGAUCUUUUACUAUGUCCAGUGCCUUCCUAUGGCACCUUGUGGCAUAAAUCUGCUCUAAGGUGGAGAGUGGGCAGCCAACAAUGCUCUCUGCUGCCUUAACAACCCUGCACAACCCCAUCCUGUCCUGGGUAGUACAGCUUCCGUACCACACACAUAAGCCAUAAGUGAGCACGCUCUCAAUGGCACAGUGAUAGAAGGCAAGCAGCAGUUUCUGCGGAAGAUGGUUUUUCCUUAGUAUUCUCAAAAAGUACAGUCUCUGCUGCGCCUUCUUCACAAGCCCCCUUGUGUUGACACUCCAGGACAGAUCCUCUUGUAAUUCAAUGCCCAAAAAUCUGAACGUUCAUAUACUGAUUAAGUGUGCAUCAAUUAAAUGAAUACUGAGCCCUGAUUAAAAAUCUGAAAACAUGAAGUGUUUCUGUCAUGGUGUAAAAGAUGAAUCAUUAUAAUGUGUGAAUUCUCUAACUAGGAUUAAUGAAGUCAAAUGGACUGAAUGGAAAACACAUGUUGCAUUCAUCAAUGAAGACCCAGGUCCAACAGGUAAGAGUCAUUUAUAAUUUUGGGGGUAAUAUUUUUUUUAAAAAGCUUUGUGGCCUUUUUGUCCUGUGUGUCCACACACACUCUAGGGGAAGGAACCUCAGGACCAGGGGCUGACUGAAAUGUGGCCCUCUAAAUCUCUCCAUCUGGCCCUUGGGGCUCUCCCCAGCCCACACUCCUUACUGAGUCUUGUGUUCUUGAUGUGUGAUAAUGUCUUACUUGCCUGCACGGGGGAUGGAGAGAUGUAUGGGCGUACGUGUUAAACCUCUGACAUUUGCACAACUGGAGUGUAGCCUCCCAUCCAAGGAAAAGAGUCACAUUUGUUGAUCCACCUAGUUUUUCCUCUGGUUCCACCCACCACUGGCAUGUAGUUAAUUUCACUGCACACAGGUGGUAUAGUGACAAUAAAGGUUUAUUAUUUCUUAGUAGUGGUUCACUAAGUGGGGUGGGGCUGCUGUUGCUUACUAGGAGAGGCCAGGUGGUUGGCUCCAGUCCUACUGGGCCAGGUUACAAGGCCUUUAACAAAUUGGGUCCAGGAUACCUCAAAGGCCACCCAAUCACAUAUAUAUGUGUCCUGAUCACGUAGGUCUUCAAGGGGUGGGGUGGGGAGUCACAGUUGUCCCCCAGUGCCCGGAUGCACAGAUUGUAUCCACCAGGAGCCAUGGUUUCAGAUUGUGGGCCAAUUUUACAGAACUUCCUUCCAGCUGAGGUCAGACAGGCCCACUCCCUCUUAAACGCCCAGGGCCAACUGAAGAUUUUUUCAUUCUGGUAGGCAUGUUCAGUGAUUUUAUAGUUUUAACUGAGUUAAUAUUCCUUGUGUUGUAUUUUUGCAAACUGCUUAGAGACUGUUGUAGUUAAAUGGUAUAUAAAUUGUUUAAAUAAGUAAUAAAUAGUGCAAAUGCUCUGGUGCAGCAAAUCCAGUGCUCCUAACUAGUAUGUUUGCACGACAUCAGCCUCCUUGCCCAUCCCCUAUUGGUAAGCAACAGCAACCUAUCAGACAGGAAGCUAGCACAGAAGCUCCACCCUACCCAGUGCACUGCUUCUGGUGUAGACAAUGCCAACCAAGAUGUGUCAAUGAUCUCUGGCUAAGAAUAUAGCAGCUUCCCAAGCCCACUGUACACACAGAAGAUGGAUCACAGCCUCAGUGAAUAAAUGGGGCAUGUGCUGUUGUACUUACAUACACAAUUUUAUUUACGAAAGGUUUUUAAAUGAAUGUACUGGUGAGGUGGGGAAACAAUUUUGACUAUUUUUCUUUAGAUUACAGCAGAAUGCAUGACGCAUCAAGGAGUAAUAGCAAGACCACUCUGAAUACGUAUGAAGAAAUUUAUGAUUUGCCAGAAACAUCUGUGUAA
Podarcis lilfordi (Lilford's wall lizard) is the source of this 25402-nucleotide messenger RNA. Lineage: Eukaryota; Metazoa; Chordata; Lepidosauria; Squamata; Lacertidae. The record is from the annotation of a GenBank genome assembly.